This is a messenger RNA of Sorghum bicolor (sorghum), 1917 nucleotides long. RefSeq lists its product as uncharacterized. NCBI's taxonomy places the organism in Eukaryota, Viridiplantae, Streptophyta, Magnoliopsida, Poales, Poaceae. The coding region runs from base 409 to 1449 and encodes 346 amino acids. The record is from RefSeq and is a predicted model, not a curated record. The transcript is spliced from 2 exons.
CAAGCCCGGCUAUCUCCAACGGGAGAUCCAUUUGGAACCCAAACUUAAAAUGGGUCUCUAACACAAUACAUAUAGCCUCCAACAGAGUACCCAUAUAGAAGACCCACUUUGGGUAUCAGGAGAGGCAUAACCCAAAUUUGGGUAUCCUCUCUCCUGGACACCCAUUUACAGAGAGUGUUAUCUUUUAGGUCUUGUUGUUGGAGAAGACUAAAAAUAGGUAUGGAACCUUUUACCUGUAGCGCUACCCAAAGACAAAUGGGUCUUGUAUUUUGGGUGACGAUCGUUGGAGAUAGUUUAACACCAAAGCAAGACACGUGCAUACCGGCUGCCGGCUACGGCCCCCGGCUCCGGCAGCCGCGAUUCCCGACGUGCUGACCCGUCUUAGGCUCCGGCCGCCGCGAGCGGGAGAUGAGGACACGGUCGCAGAGCCGGAAACUUGCGGGAUAUCUCCCCGCGGGCUCCGGCCCCAGCGGCGGAUCUGGGGCGAUUCUUACUGAUCCCCCCGCGGGCUGCGGCCCUUGCGUCGGAUCGGAGGCGACAACGACGGCAACCGCGACUGCGAAUCAGUUGCGGCGCUGCUGCGGCGAAUCCGGCCGUCCGAGGAUUGAAGCCAAGAGUCGUCUGUGCAAGCCCUGGCGCAAGUGCACCGACGACCCCAGUUUGUCGGGCGGCGGGCUUGACCCCCGCUUCCGCCCCCACCACUGGAUCGCGGUCUCCUACUGCGCAUCCCCGUCGCGCCGCCGCCCCAUCAACACCUGCACCGGUGCACGCGCCGAGGUCGACCGCCCGGAGCUCUCGACCCACCACUGCUUCGGCAUCGUUGAUGGACUCCUCGUCCUCUGCGACAAGGCCAGUAGCGCCGUCCGCCUCCUCAACCCUCUCACCGGCGCCCUCGUCCAUUUCCCUGCCAUCACCGACGUGAGGGAUACGCAAGAAGAACCACUCACGGAAGAAGAAGAAGAAGAAGAAGAAGAAGAAGGGAUGCGCUUCUUGGUCAAUGACACUCCCAAGAAAAAAAUCCUCGACCCCUCAGGGGCAACCAAGAUAAACAUCCCCAAGCCCUCAGCAAUCAAUGGUGGUGCCAUCGACGACGACUCCGACGACUCGACGACCCUGGUGCUCGCCCUCAGGAGUAGCUUGUUUCGCAUCAUUUGUGCAAAGCCCGGGGAUGAGUACUGGGUGAAUGUCCAUUCUGGUGAGCAGUGCGAACCCGUGUACAACAACAAAGGCUGCAUUCUAUUCCACUCGCUGCUGUCCUUCCGAGGGCACUGUUAUGUCACAACACAUGAGGGCCUUGUGAUGCGGGUAGAUCUGCGCGGGCCUCCUCGGUUGGUAUACCUGUCGAGGUCGAGGGAGAUGGCGGUCAGCUCUCGCUCAGUAAGCUGCAUCUCCUACCUUCUCCGGUCCCAAGACCACCGGAUGCUCAUGCUUCCGCGUGGAGGUUUUUGAGGUGGACGUUGUUGGGAGGAGGCUCAUCCCACUGAACAGCAUUGGCAAAAACUAUGCAGCAUUCGUUGGUCGGACUUAUUCUGUCAUGCUUCCUACUGACAAGUUCCCAAAGCUUGCUCCCAAUGCAGUGUACGUCAACUACUAUUACCAGGAUUUUUUUUAAUUUCGGCAUCUACCACUUCAAGGACAGGAGGAUAAGCCCACCAAGAGACUUCACACGGAAUCGUUGGCAGAGGUUAUUCCCUUGUGCCUGCCACUGGGAGCUUGCUGAUUAUCUAAUCGUUGAUGCCGAUCGCCGUUGAUACUACUUGUUUGCUUCGCUUAUGGCUGCUACUCUAUCUCUCUCCUUCCUUUCAGAACAGUGGUAUUUUCAAACUGCUAUUUCUGUUGUUGGCUUAAUUUAUCAAUUGAUCAUCUUAUUAAUGUAUGUAUCUGUCUUGCUUGGUGUUAGUGUGGAAUUAAGCUAAA